AUGUCAACAUGUGAAGAGGCAGAAAGCUCUGCGGGCAAUUGUCUCUGCGGUGCAAUCCAGUUUGAGAUCCGCGGUAAGCCGGAGACAACUAUCGUCUGCCAUUGUGAUAGCUGUCAAAAGGUCUCUGGUUCUGCGUUUAUGGUGAAUUGUUGGUUCAAAACAAGUAAUCUCAAAAUCAUCAGUGGAGAUGACCAACUACAAGAAUAUGAGAACAGAGAAACCUUUUCAGGAUUGGUCCUCAAACGUUCUUUCUGCAGAGUCUGUGGAUCGAAUAUGUUUCUCCAGAAUCAGCACUUGAAAGAUAUGGGCUUUAUUUCAAUAACCACCGGGACGAUCGAGAAAAAGGAGCACCUUCUUCCUGCUAUUGAGUUUUUCAGUAGAAACAGACGACCUUGGGUAUCCGAGAUACCUACAACAGAGAAAAACGACGCCCAGUGA
Messenger RNA from Penicillium lagena, 438 nucleotides. RefSeq names its product GFA family protein. Lineage: Eukaryota; Fungi; Ascomycota; Eurotiomycetes; Eurotiales; Aspergillaceae. Bases 1 to 438 code for a protein of 145 amino acids. The transcript has 2 exons. The record is from RefSeq and is a predicted model, not a curated record. Gene Ontology annotation, molecular function: carbon-sulfur lyase activity.